UCAGCAUUUUAGCAUACGCCAGCAUAAAAGCGUUCGUGUAGAACCCUUGAGGCAUAAACGGCAAGAGCCGAGGUCACUUUGGUGAAGAUUGAUUCAAAAUGAAGUUCGAGCUGCUCGCUUUGGUACUCCUAUUUGGAGUUGCCGCAUCUGCACCACAAUGGCCCGGCUGGAGACCACGAACGAUGUACGUGUGCAUUCAAGGUCGGUGCCAUCCGAUGGUCUCCGGUAUCGCGCAACCACGAAACAGUCCUUUCUUCCAGUCACUGGCCGCCUGUCGAGCGAGCUGCUUUGGUCAUCCCGGAUUGCCUGGCUUCUGGCCUAGUCCUCCGCGACCCGAUUUCCCGAAGGAAAUUCAUGACGACCAUAUAUCUAGCCUAGUGCGGCCUAAACUCCCAGAGAUUCACGACGACUAG
Molecule: messenger RNA, 413 nt
Organism: Ixodes scapularis (black-legged tick)
Lineage: Eukaryota; Metazoa; Arthropoda; Arachnida; Ixodida; Ixodidae
Exons: 3
Coding region: 99-413 (104 amino acids)
Source: RefSeq, a predicted model, not a curated record